AUGUCGGACCAAGUACAGUUGACAGAACGUGAGAAGGAGAUUCUCAAGCGCCAAAUCGAUACUCAAGAGUCGCCGAUGAGUCGACUAACUCUUUUGUAUACAUGUGCAACAACCUAUGACCUACUCCUCCUGGUCAUCAGCUCAAUUGCAGCCAUAAUUGGAGGAGCCCUUCAACCUAUAUCUUUUCUUCUUUUGGGGGGCUUGGCCGAAGCAUUCAAGGAGUUCUUCUUGGGUACCUCCUCGGGCUCACACCUCUCAUCUCUGGUCGCAAGUUUCGCUCUCUAUUAUGUGUACAUCGCCAUUGGACAGUUUGUUUCAGUGUAUAUUUCAACAGCGGGAUUCAUGAUAGGCGGCGAAAAUACAACCCAACGACUUCGGGAGAAAUAUCUCGCCGCUAUCCUGCGCCAAAACAUAGCAUUUUUUGAUGUUCUCGGAGCUGGAGAAAUAACAACUAGAAUUACUGCUGAUAUGAAUCUCAUCCAAGAUUCGUUGACGGGCAAGCUUUCUCUCACGCUGUACUCGUUUUCGAAUUUUGGGACAGCUUUUGUCAUCAGCUUCGUGAAAAGCUGGCGCAUGGCUUUAAUCUUGAUAUCUGCAAUCGUGGCAGAGACUGGAUCUAUGAGUAUAUGCUCUUCGUUCAUGGUCAAGUAUACCCGGAUGUCAUUGGAGGCAUAUGCAGACGGAUCAACAGCGGCUGAAGAAGCCAUCAGUUCAAUACGGCACGUUACAGCAUUUGGGAUCCAAGACAAGCUGGCCGACAGAUACCAGGAAUUCCUCUCCAAGGCAGAGGCAUAUGGUCUGAGAAGUCGCAUUGCUCUUGCGGCCAUGAUGGCCAUCAUGAAUGGUGUCAUAUUCUGGACCUAUGGACUGACAUUUUGGCAAGGAUCUCGUUAUCUUGUUGUGAACGAGAUUGAAUUGGGAGAUCUUAUCACCAUUCUUCUUGCUACGCUGACAGGCGCGUUCACAUUUGGCAACAUAGCACCGAAUUUCCAAGCGUUUGCGACUGGUGUGGCAGCAACAGGCAAGAUUCUUGAAACCGUGUCCAGGGAGUCACCACUUGAUCCAUCAUCCACCACCGGAAACAAACUGCAGCAUGUCUCUGGCAAAAUCGAACUCAGGAACAUUCGCCAUGCUUACCCUUCUAGACCAGACAUUCUGACUUUAGAUGGGAUAGAUCUUGUAUUUCCAGCUGGAAAGACGACUGCCAUUGUUGGUGCAUCUGGUUGUGGGAAAAGCACAUUGGCAGGUCUGAUCGAAAGAUUUUAUGAACCAAUAGGUGGCGAAAUAUUGCUCGACGAUCACGAUAUCACGUCUCUAAACUUACAAUGGUUACGCCAACAUGUUGCUAUCGUCACACAACAGCCCACGCUCUUCGCUACGACUGUAUUUGAAAACAUCAGGUUUGGUCUGGUAGGCACUGAGCACGAGCACUCACCUCAUAGUGUGGUUGAAACCCUUGUUUUUGACGCCGCAAAGAAGGCGAACUGUUUCGACUUCAUUGCAGCCUUGCCGGAAGGAUAUCAAACCAAUGUUGGUGAAAGAGGCUCACUACUUUCUGGUGGCCAAAGACAGCGAGUUGCCAUUGCAAGGGCUAUAAUUAGGAACCCGAAGGUCUUGCUGCUGGAUGAGGCCACUUCAGCUUUGGAUGUCCAGGCUGAGCGACUGGUACAGGCGGCGCUUGAUAUUGCUGCUCAAGGUCGGACAACGAUCACAAUCAGUCACCGAUUAUCUACUAUAACAUCGGCAGAAAAUAUCGUUGUUAUGUCUCAAGGACGGAUUGUUGAGCAAGGAACCCACAAUGAUCUACUCGAGAAACGAUCUACAUAUUACCACUUGGUAGAGAAACAGCGCAUGUCAACUGAGAAUGGUAUCGAGCUUAGUGGCGCAAAGUCUGCCCUCAGAGAAGACCCUGAACCUCAAGUUUUGGAAAAUGAGGCCGAGGAAUUCGGCAAGUACACGUUCGAAAAGGGGCAACAUCAACAAGCUGAAACUUACGGAAUAGAACCCGACGUGGAGACUGACGCCCGUCGAUACCCUUUAUGGGAGUUGAUCAAGUUCGUCGCCAACUUCAACAAAGAGGAAACUCUCACCAUGCUAUGGGGUCUAUUUUUCUCAAUCAUCACAGGCGCUGGAAAUCCCACACAGGCCGUGUUCUAUGGCAAGACAAUAUCAGCAAUGUCGUUACCCCCUGAUAUGUAUGGAAAAUUACGCCAUGAUAUCGACUUCUGGAGUUUGAUGUAUCUGAUGCUUGGGGGUACUGCAUUCCUGGGCUGGGGAGCGUCAGGCCUCUGCUUUGCUUACUGUUCCGAGCGCUUGAUUCACCGUGCCAGAGAUUGCUCCUUUCGAGCAAUGCUUCAUCAGGAUAUUUUCAUGUUCGACACAGCAGGAUUUUCGGCUGGUUCACUCACAUCCUCAUUAUCCAUGGAUGCCACCAACCUUGCGGGAAUGAGUGGUGUGACACUAGGCUCCAUUCUCAUCGUCUCAACGACUCUGAUUUCUGGCGUGACUGUGUCAAUAUCAAUAGGUUGGAAACUGGGACUUGUUUGCACCGCAACUAUUCCCAUUGUUCUUACUUGUGGUCUCGUCCGACUCAAGAUCCUCGGUGAGAUAGCUCGACAGUCGAAAGCGGUUUAUGCCGCUUCGGCAACUUAUGCGUGUGAGGCAAGCUCUGCUAUAAAGACAGUUGUAUCGCUUAAUCUCGAGGGUCAUAUACGGAAAGAAUAUCAUAAUAUAUUGGAAGCCCAGCGACAAAAGUCUGUCAUUUCGACACUCAAAUCAUCAAGCUAUUAUGCAGCGUCGCAGUCAGCCAACUUUCUUUGCAUUGCGCUGUUCUUCAUCGCUUACGCUGCUGUUAUCGUCGGAGCAUUCAGCGCCGGCGCUAUUUUCUCCUUCGCGCCAGAUAUGAGCAAAUCACGCCAGGCCGCUCAGGAUAUCAAAACGCUGUUAGACCGAACUGUUAACAUCGACGCCCGUCAAGAAACUGGCGAGUUGUUAACCAAAAUGGACGGGAGUUUGGAGAUGCGGGAUAUCCAUUUCCGAUACCCCAACAGACCCGAGAGGAUCGUUGUUAAAAACCUCAGUCUGAGUAUUGAACCAGGCCAAUACAUAGGUCUUGUAGGAGCGAGUGGGUGUGGGAAGAGCACCGUUAUUGCUUUAUUGGAGCGCUUCUUUGAUCCUGAACUGGGUCAGAUAUUUGUUGAUGGGAAGGACAUUUCCAAGUUGAAUGUCAAGAGCUAUCGGAGUCACCUUGCUCUGGUUAGCCAAGAGUCGACGCUGUAUCAAGGAACCAUCAGAGAAAAUAUUACCCUAGGCACCAAUGAUGAGGAUGUUUCCGAGGAGAAAAUAAUCAAGGCAUGCAAGGAUGCCAAUAUCUACGACUUCAUAAUAUCUCUGCCUGACGGCUUCUCGACUGUCAUAGGAGCGAGGGGCGGCAUGCUCUCUGGCGGGCAGCAACAAAGAAUAGCUAUUGCACGAGCGCUUCUUCGCAAUCCACGUAUCCUCCUCCUGGAUGAGGCAACUUCCGCGCUCGACUCGGAGUCUGAGAAGGUCGUCCAGGAUGCUCUUGAUGCGGCGGCUCAAGGCCGAACCACGAUUGCCGUUGCGCAUCGGAUAAGCACAGUGCAAAAGGCUGAUUGCAUAUAUGUGUUAUACGAAGGCAUGGUCGUGGAACACGGGACGCACCAGGAGUUGAUGAAGCUGGGAAGAAGGUAUUUUGAGAUGGUCAAGUUGCAGAGCUUGGAGACAUCGAACUCGACUCUGAUCUAA
Messenger RNA from Penicillium longicatenatum, 3765 nucleotides. RefSeq names its product ABC transporter B family protein. Bases 1 to 3765 code for a protein of 1254 amino acids. Gene Ontology annotation, cellular component: membrane. Lineage: Eukaryota; Fungi; Ascomycota; Eurotiomycetes; Eurotiales; Aspergillaceae. The transcript is spliced from 8 exons. Gene Ontology annotation, biological process: transmembrane transport. Gene Ontology annotation, molecular function: ATP hydrolysis activity; ABC-type transporter activity; ATP binding. The record is from RefSeq and is a predicted model, not a curated record.